UGAAUUCUGUUCCUGAACACUAACACCAUGUAUCUUCAAAUUUACUAUAUAGUGUCGUUUUAAAACUAGGUUGGUCUGUAGUAGAAUUCGAAUGAAUAAGAUGUUAGCAACAAUGAAAGCUUUCGUGUAUGCUGUAACGUUGAGUUUUAGCGUUGUGAACGCUGGAUGGUUGGCUGAUACAAAAGAACAAAAACCGUUCUAUUCUUUAGCAGAUGAAUAUCAAAAUUUUGAUGAUGAGUAUAUACCCAAGGUUCAUACAUUGUAUUCGGGAGUUAGUACUUUUGGGCACUUACCUUAUACAGAAUGCUUAAAGAGUCGAGGAAUUGAUUACGACAUUGCAUUUGUAGGUGCACCUUUCGACAUGGGAACCUCCUAUCGACCAGGGGCUCGCUUUGGCCCUAGCGGCAUCCGUGAAGGAUCCCGUCGUCUCGCUCCAUCAUUGUACCACGUUCCACUAGAUGUGUAUCCCUUUCAAUCGUGGGCCAAAGUUGUUGACUGUGGAGAUAUUCCCAUGACGAACUAUCAUAUACCGAAUGCCAUGCAGGAAUUGGAAGAAGGUUAUUAUCACUUGCUUGCUAGAAAACCGGCUUCCUUUACAAAUGAUGAAGGCUAUGCCCGGAACGAGACAGUCUUGCCACGCCUUUUAACCAUGGGUGGAGACCACACCAUCGUACUUCCCAUCCUUCGGGCGUUGAGUCGUGCUUAUGAUAAGCCCAUUUCUGUCAUCCACUUUGACAGCCAUCUGGAUACUUGGAAACCUGGUAUUUUGGGAGAUGGUAUCGAUAACAAUGGUCUCAACCACGGCACGUACUUUUACUGGGCUAGUAAAGAAGGUGUGAUGAGCAAGGAUGCAAACAUUCAUGCUGGGAUCCGUUGUCCCCUUUCCGGUUUACAAGACUAUGAGGAUGAUGUGAGCUGUGGAUUCGAGGUUAUUGAGGCUCGCGAAAUCGAUAAGAUUGGCGUGGAGGGUGUUAUAAAGAAAAUCCGCGAUCGCGUACAAGAUAAUUUGGUGUAUUUGUCAAUUGAUAUUGAUACUCUAGAUCCUGCUUAUGCCCCUGCCACGGGAACGCCAGAAAUCGCUGGAUGGUCCACCCGUGAAUUUGUAGACAUCAUUCGUGGAUUGGAUGGAUUGAAGUUUGUCGGUGCUGAUAUUGUGGAAGUGUCUCCUGCUUACGAUGUUGCUGACUUGACCACUAUGGCUGCCGCAAACAUUUUUUUGGACAUCGUUAGCAUGCUUGUGAGAACUCCUCUUAUUGCAUCCAAAAAGACCCUUUUCUAAAACGAAAAGUGAUUGAACAGACCGUUUUAUUUUACGUAGUUAUGCAUUUUUCCUUACCAAAAAAAAUGUGGUUAUUCAAUAUCAUUUACAAGAUGGAUGAUUGCCAUUAUGCAUAUCCAAAACGAUAAUAAAAAUGGUUUCAUUUGCCUAUAUAGAAAUUAUUUCCGGAUAAGCUUCUAUAAUUGUAAUAAAUAUAAUGGACAAGACAAAAAUUAAAACGGCUUUUUUCGGAAGAACAACUACAAGGUCUCUGAGCGUUUGAGCUUGGUAAGCUUGGAAUUCACUUUUACAUAGUCAGGUAGCUUUGCAGUCCUCCAAAGAUACCAAGCAGCGAUUGAUCGGUAUGGAGCACAAACUUCACUUUGCUCCAAAACAUAUUUUUUGGUAGGUACACUUCUCAAAUCAUGUAAGUAUCUAUAUCCAUUCCGGAUAAUCAAGUCGUCUGCUGGCAUGAUGUCUGGUCGAUUGAGGGAAAAAAUUAGCAACAUCUCCACCGUCCAUCGACCGAUUCCUUUUAUUUUUGUCAAUCUUUCGAUCAGAUCUUCAUCUGUCAAUGUUUCUGCUUCUUUCCUAGACGGUACGGUUCCAGUAAGAGAUGCUUCUGCAAUGCUACGUAUGGUUUCUGCCUUUCUAGCGGAAAAUCCACACGACCGUAAAGUCUCCGCAUCCAUUUCUACUAUCUUUUUAGGAGAAGGAAAAUGGCCAUCGACUCCUAGCUUUUUGAAUCGUUCAAAUAUAGUGUCAGCUGCCUUCUUGUGCAAUUGUUGGCCCGCAACGGCUUGAAUCAAUUCUUCAUAUGGCUCCUUGGAUGGGUGUUUUACCACUGGCCGAUAAUCGCCUACCAAUUGAACUAAUCGCUCCCAACGUUUGUCAAUUUUGGAUAGAAAUGUUUCUGCUUCUGUGCUAGAUAAAACAACUUUCUUUUUUGCUUCCUCAACUACGUUGACCGUCAUUUAAUUUUUAACCCUUUACCAAAAAGCAGUUGGAAUUAGCAAGUAUAUAAAUAACUAGCUUGCACGUUUAAUGUUGGUAAAUGAGAUGGAAACCUUGGAGUGGCAAAAAUUCCUUCCUACGUGUCCUUUUUUUGUAUGCUUAUAUUUGAUGAACAAGUUUUAAAAUUCAGUGUACUGGUAUGAAAAUGCUACUAUAUGUUAUGUAGAGCGCAGAUAGCUAUUUAAGGACAAUAGGAAAGACCCGUAUUUGAAAAGAAGGCUUUUUCUUUAGUUACUACUAAAAAGUUGAAGGUAUUCAUUUCGUAAAUUGAAAAAUAAAAAGUGAUUCCUCCUA
Schizosaccharomyces cryophilus OY26 is the source of this 2566-nucleotide messenger RNA. RefSeq names its product agmatinase. The transcript has a single exon. Bases 92 to 1279 code for a protein of 395 amino acids. The record is from RefSeq and is a predicted model, not a curated record. Gene Ontology annotation, molecular function: metal ion binding; agmatinase activity. NCBI's taxonomy places the organism in Eukaryota, Fungi, Ascomycota, Schizosaccharomycetes, Schizosaccharomycetales, Schizosaccharomycetaceae.